AUGAGUAGCAAUAAUAAUAAUAAUAAUCAUCAAAAUGGACGAUACACUUUAUUAAAUAAUAAUAAUCAUGAUAAUGAUGAUGAUGAACAACAUAUAAUUGUAAACGAUAAUAAUAAUAAUAAUAACGAAACAUAUAGAGAGAGAGGUCAAAGGACAUCAAUCGAUAAUAAUAAUUAUUAUAAUAAUAGUUUUGGAUCUCAAUCACCUCCAUACAGUGACGACAACAUGUGCGAUGAUCAUGAAAUUGGUGAUAUCGACGAGACUGAACCUUCUUUACAAGAUGAUCAACAUGUAGUUGGUGCUAAUGGCAAUAAUGUAAACAAUUCUAAUACUAGAAGGAGAAGAUGGAAAAGGAAUCCAUUGGCACCAAUAAGACAUAGAUCUAAAAUCAAAAGAUUAUUGUCAACACGUGAUGAUAGAGUACCAACAACGGUGGAAUCACAUUUAAGAAGAUGGAAAGAUAUUUAUAACCAAAAGAAAACAAUCAAACAACGAAAAGAGACAAGAUACGAUGUUAAAUUAUUACGUCGGUUGGGAUCGAUUAUAUCACUACUCUUUUACAACCCAUUGGUGCCUAUUGCACUGAUAGUUGUGUUGUUGGGAUUGGCAGUAUCGCAGACGUAUACGUCCAAGUUUACGGGAGAGUUUCUCGGGUCGGUCUAUGCAUCACUGUUUUCAGGUGACAAGCAAGAGUUUAGAAAGUCUGCUAUCAAAGGACUGAUGAUUCUCAUCUUGUCGGCAGUGUUUGAUGCCACCAUUAAAAUGCUCAAUGAUAUGUUGGCGUGGAGAUGGAGACACACCCUAGUAUUGACAAUGCAAACAAGAUACCUACAUCUGCGAGUACGUACUUAUGCCGAGAGUAUUGCUCUUCAACAUUUGGCACGUCGCAGAUCAACCGAACCAACAGCUGUAGAGGAAGCACAAACUCGUCACCAGUUUGCAGUACUCAUGCACAACAAAGUGUUUGUCAUUGGGUUCACAUAUCUUUUGAACCUCUUUUCAGACCUCUUUACCUAUCUCUCGCCACUCAUCAAUUAUUGUAUCAUAGCUAUCCCCAUCUUUCUCGGUUGGCAAUCCUCCAUAUCGUCGACCAACGUCACCGAGUUUUCCUACAACUGUAUCAUGUUGGCUAGUGGUUUCAGCCAGUACAUCAACGUCUCCACCAACAUCUCUCAAAUGUCCAGUUACAUUCAACGUAUAUCCACCAUGAUUGAAUCAUGUGAUCAACUCUACAUUAAACAACUUGAACAAGACAAGGAAAAAUUAAAUAAUAUUAAUCAUCAUGGUGGAUCAUCUCCAUCAACACCAUCACCAGAAAUGAUUCAUUCAAUUCAAUUAGAUAUUAAUAACAUUAAUAAUAAUAAUAAUAAUAAUAAUAAUAAUGUUGUUGGAAAAUUAAUUGUAAAUUCAGAUACUGAAUCAAUUAGUCUUGACAAUUUAUCUUAUUAUACACCAAAAGGAAAGAUAUUAUAUUCAAAUGUUUCAUUUAAAGUUGAAAAAGGAAAUAAUUUAUUAAUAAUGGGACCAAGUGGAUGUGGAAAGAGUUCAUUGGUUAGAGUUAUUAAUGGAUUAUGGUCACAUUAUACAGGAACUAUUACUCGACCAUGUAACAAUCGAUUAUUCUUUCUUUCACAACAACCUUAUUUGAUUUUUGGAUCUUUGGAAGAUCAGAUUGUCUAUCCCUACACUGUGGCAACUCAUAGAAUACAACCUGAUGAAUUGAGAGAAUUAUUUGAUCGAUUGUCGAUGGGAUAUUUAAUCGAUAGAGAACAAGAGAUAAAGAGACGUGGUGAUCUCAACGAUUUGACACACAAUUGGCUUAAUCAAUUGUCACCUGGUGAACAACAAAUCAUCAGUAUUCUCAGAAUGUUUUAUCAUCGACCAAUGUUUGCAAUGAUGGAUGAAUCAACCAGUUCCAUUCCACAUGCAACCGAGGAUCUUGUCUAUCAACAAUGUCAACAACUUGGAAUCACCGUAUUAUCAGUUGGACAUCGUGAAUCACUCAUCAAACAUCAUCAACAAUUAUUAUUAUUUGAUAAUGAUUUAAAUUGGUCAAUUAAACAAAUUAACCCUAAUAAUAACAACAUACCAAGUAUAACGACACAAUAA
Cavenderia fasciculata is the source of this 2109-nucleotide messenger RNA. RefSeq lists its product as uncharacterized. Bases 1 to 2109 code for a protein of 702 amino acids. NCBI's taxonomy places the organism in Eukaryota, Evosea, Eumycetozoa, Acytosteliales, Cavenderiaceae. The record is from RefSeq and is a predicted model, not a curated record. The transcript has 3 exons. Gene Ontology annotation, biological process: fatty acid beta-oxidation; very long-chain fatty acid catabolic process; peroxisome organization. Gene Ontology annotation, molecular function: ABC-type transporter activity; ATP hydrolysis activity; long-chain fatty acid transmembrane transporter activity. Gene Ontology annotation, cellular component: peroxisomal membrane.